Messenger RNA from Dreissena polymorpha, 1868 nucleotides. Its product is annotated as putative tyrosinase-like protein tyr-3. Gene Ontology annotation, molecular function: oxidoreductase activity. Lineage: Eukaryota; Metazoa; Mollusca; Bivalvia; Myida; Dreissenidae. The transcript has 6 exons. The record is from RefSeq and is a predicted model, not a curated record. The coding region runs from base 772 to 1608 and encodes 278 amino acids.
AAAAAGCAUGUUGAUGCAUUUUUUUUAACAAGAGAAGUUUGUUAAAGAUACAAAAUAUCGUUUUACGGUAAUCAGUAGCGCGUUUUACGACAUCAGAUUUUGGGCGGGAAUACAACUCGGGUAGAGUCUAAUAUCGACCAAGUACGUGUGAGUAUAUUUAUCGUACCCGGGGUACAUGUAAGUAGUACCCGAGUCGACAGUGACCAAUCGAGCGUUAUUAAGACUUGUAAGUUUAUGCGCUUUACUUCUCACUUUGUUAUUAUUUAACGUUAUACGAGUUUUCGAAUUUUACUUUUUAAGUGACGUUUUGAAUUUUUUAAGUUUUAUAUUUUAUUGUUUUACAAGUUCAAUUAAAUUUUCAGGAAUUAUCAGAUAUGUGUUGAAUUAUUCUUGGUCCAAAUUUCAACACAAGGCGUUCAAAAAUAAGGUAGCUAUAUUGAUAUGAUUAAGUGAUGCGUUAGAAAGUCUCCAAGUAUAUACAGCUUGCUAUAUAUCUGAAUGUAAACAAUCAUUUUAAUUGUGUGUAAAAUGCAGAGUUCAAAUCUAAAAUAGCACUUACAAUGCCUGUCGUGUUGGUUAUUUUGUUAGGCACCAGAUGUUUAUCUGAUUGGAGAAAAAUGUUUCAACGGCACGGGACCAGACGCACAGCUGCUCACAUCUGAAGAAUUUAACGGAACAGCGCCCGCAAUUCGGCUUCCGCUCACCGGAUAUAGGACUAGGCAGGAGUAUCGAACCCUCUCGGUAUCCCAAAGGAAACGGUUCCACAAGGCGAUGAAUGAGCUCUAUAAGGACGGCACAUAUAGGUGUUUCGCUCGGGUCCACCGGCGGGGAAUGUCGCAAGGCGGCACACACGCAGGAUACGCCUUCCUCCCCUGGCAUCGGGCAUUCAUAGCGCUCUUUGAGGACGCGCUCCGCCGGAAGGACCGGGAUGUUAGCCUGCCCUACUGGGACAGCAGUUUGGAUGGCAACAUGGCCAACGGAAGCAAAUACUCCGUCAUGUGGGACAACGCGCACAUGGGGACCGGCAGGGGCGAGGUCAAUGAGGGCCCCUUUGCUGGCUGGCAGACGGUGAAGGGUAAUCUUACCCGGAACGUGGGCCGAGGAAAAGGGAAGCUGGCCAGACAGGACAGUAUCAAUUAUCUGCUCACUCUCUGCAGCUUUGACGAGUUUAGUAAAGAAUUGGAGAAAAUUCAUAAUGGCAUUCAUAAGUGGUUAGGAGGGGCUAUGAAAGGAAGCCUGGCCGCGUUUGACCCCCUAUUCUACAUGCACCACGCCUUCAUCGACGUCAUCUGGGAAAAGUUCCGACAGCGACAGCGCGCCACCUGUGGAGUGGAUCCGGCAUCCGACUACCCGCCUGCGCCUGUAGACUCAGGGGCACACGCGGCGGAAUAUUACAUGUUCGGGAUGCGCUUUUUCAAGAACAUAGACGGCAUGGCCGAUUACUGGAUCAACCAUUGGUAUAACUAUACGGACACACCCAUGUGCGCGAAUAAUUGCAGCGACAGCCCGGACCUAUAUUGCGACAAAGACAUAAACAUGUGUGCGUCGCGAUCGCAUGUUAGUUUUGGCGAUGAUGGUAUUGUGACGGAUGACGGUGGUUAUAAUUAGACGGGUGGCGAUGAGACAGGGACUCACUUGCGCGAUGUGCCCCCAACGGAAGUCAUCGCAGCGGAUGGAUGACGACGAGAUGAGAUGUCGAUCAACAGCGUUAUAUUUAAAGUGUUUUAUUAAAGACAUAUAGAAUAUCUCAAAUAAGUGCUUUCAAUUUUCUUAUCAGCCAAUGCAUAAUUGAUUCAUUAACAUCACAAUUAUUUAUUCACCAAUAAGUUGUGUAACCACCAUUUAUAAUUGUAAUGUACUGUAAUGAA